UGCCUCUCAGCGGUUCUGUCCCUUUGAUACCCUUGUAUAGGUGGCGCAGUUAAAACUACUUCCUUUUCCGGCAUUCGGCCAUCAACACAGGGUCGUUGACAUCUAGAAAAGAAAGAUGGCCAUCCGACCCCUAGUUAAGUACAAGAUUCCUCGAAAGAGGAACAAGAAGUUCAUCCGUCAUCAGUCGGAGCGGUACAUGAGAGUUAAGCAAGCAUGGCGUAAACCAAAGGGUAUUGACAACAGAGUGAGACGUCGCUUCAAGGGGCAGUAUCUGAUGCCAAACAUCGGUUAUGGAACAUCCUACAAAGUAAAGCAUGUCUGCCCUGAUGGCUUCAAGAAGUUCCUUGUACACAACGUCAAGGAAUUGGAGGUGUUAUUGAUGCAAAACAGAACUUUCUCAGCUGAGAUUGCUCACAACGUCUCGUCACGAAAAAGGAAAGAGAUCGUUGAGCGUGCCCAGCAGCUCGCGAUCAAGGUGACCAACCCCAACGCCAGGCUGAGGUCACAGGAAGACGAGUAAACUGUACAAAAAAAAAUCAUAAAAAAAUCACACCAUA
Messenger RNA from Haliotis rufescens (red abalone), 557 nucleotides. RefSeq names its product 60S ribosomal protein L32-like. Gene Ontology annotation, biological process: translation. Gene Ontology annotation, molecular function: structural constituent of ribosome. NCBI's taxonomy places the organism in Eukaryota, Metazoa, Mollusca, Gastropoda, Lepetellida, Haliotidae. Gene Ontology annotation, cellular component: cytosolic large ribosomal subunit; ribosome. The coding region runs from base 116 to 520 and encodes 134 amino acids. The transcript has 4 exons. The record is from RefSeq and is a predicted model, not a curated record.